Messenger RNA from Morus notabilis, 390 nucleotides. RefSeq lists its product as uncharacterized. The transcript has 3 exons. Lineage: Eukaryota; Viridiplantae; Streptophyta; Magnoliopsida; Rosales; Moraceae. The annotation marks the transcript as partial. The record is from RefSeq and is a predicted model, not a curated record.
CCCUGGUGAUCUCGACCAUUCUGCAUAAUUAAAUUUCUAUGAGGUUAGAUUUCAUUAAUUACACUUCGGUGUUCCUAAUUCCUUUCUCAAUGGAACAAAUCCAAGGAUUUCAUCAGUGUGGGGAUGAUAUUACUUGGCGCCUUUUUUGCCGGGGCUCGUGAUUUGUCUUUCGAUGCCUAUGGAUAUUCUGUUGUCUUUGUAGCAAACAUUUGCACAGCAAUAUACCUUGCUUCAAUUGCCCGUAUUGGCAAAUCCAGUGGUCUGAAUACCUUUGGCCUUAUGUGGUCCAAUGGAAUAAUAUGCUUACCAAUCUUGCUUUUGUGGACAUUCAUCAGUGGUGACCUAAGACUGAUGAUAAGCUUUCCUCAUUUGUUCUCCCUUGGAUUUCAG